Andrographis paniculata is the source of this 2759-nucleotide messenger RNA. RefSeq names its product protein SIEVE ELEMENT OCCLUSION B-like. NCBI's taxonomy places the organism in Eukaryota, Viridiplantae, Streptophyta, Magnoliopsida, Lamiales, Acanthaceae. The transcript is spliced from 6 exons. Gene Ontology annotation, biological process: phloem development. Bases 53 to 2470 code for a protein of 805 amino acids. The record is from RefSeq and is a predicted model, not a curated record.
CACACCACACACAUUCAUCUCCAUAUCCUAUCCUGCAUUUAUUUAUCUUUCAAUGGAAAGGCGCGAAUUUGUGCCGGCAAGCAGGGCUGGCCUCCCUCGGAUCACUGAAAAACCCGCGGCUUCUGCUUCUGCUGCUGCACCUAAACCUGCUGCGGGUGGACUAAUGCAGUAUGCGCCGGAUCCCAUUGCAAAGCACGUCGAUGAACCUGAUCACAAUCCUUCGACUCCCAAGCUUGUCCCUGCAGCAGCAGCACCAGCAGCCAGUGUAGGUGGAGUUCCCACAAGGGGACAAACAUUGAGGCGCGACAGGGAUCGCCACUUCUUUUCAUCGGACGACAAUGCCCUGAGCAAGCAGAUUGUGGCCACACAUGCCCCAGACUUUGAGGAUCUUGAUGCCAGGCCAGUGCUCGCCAUUGUCGAGGAUAUCCUGCACCUGGCCAAGCCAUUGCAUGUUGCUGAAACAACCCUUGUAGGUACACAGACUCAGUUGCAUAAAGAUCCAUUGGAGGACAGGGCUCUCCACCAACCUUCCUUGUACCACCAUGAUGAAAAGCUCCACUCUACUCACUCCGAUGAAAGGCUAUACCGCGAUCCCGAGCAUGAAUCAGAUAUUGUUAAACUGCUGGCAUAUCCAAUCAACAAGAUUUCCUGUGAGAUUAUCUGCAAAUGUUCUGGUGGAGGAGAAUCGCAUUCAGUAACAAUGGAGCUACUUAAAUCGCUGUCGAGCUACGCCUGGGAUGCCAAGGUUGUCAUUACCUUUGCUGCUUUCGCCAUCAAUUACGGCGAGUUUUGGCUGGUGGAGCACUUACACACCAAGGAUCCGCUCGCCAAGAACAUUGCUGCUCUUAAGGAUCUUCCGGACCUGAUGACCAAUGCUGGAGAAUUACAGAAGAAGUUCGAGGCCGUGCUUGGCCUCUUGAAUGCAGCACUGAAGGUGUCACACUGCAUCAUAGAGUUCAAGGAGCUCCCCCCUCUCUACAUCAGCCGCGAAUCGCCGGAAAUCACGGCUGCAACAGCUCAUAUCCCCACUGCUGUUUACUGGAUCAUAAGGAGCCUUCUCGUCUGCUCGUCCACACUCCUCAGCUUGAUCGGCACCGGCGCUGAGUAUCUUUCGUCUACUGCUGAGUCAUGGGAGAUUCUGAGCCUGACUCAUAAGCUGCAAGUGAUAAUGGAGCAUCUGCAAACCCAACUGAGACUCUGCAAGGGCUUAGUUGAGAAGAAGAAGGAAGAGGAUGCCUACGUGACAUUCGUCAGAAUUAUCGAAUCUGCUCAUAUUGACAACAUGAAAGUACUAAGGGCCAUGUUUCGAUCCAAAGAGGAUCAAAGGCCGCUCUACGAUGGCACCAGAAAGAUAAAUGAACGGCUUGAGGCGCUGAGGCUGAAGUAUGUGCUGCUGCUGAUUUCGGAUCUGGAUCUUCCUCACGAGGAGCUAAAUGUGCUGCACAUGAUCUACAACCAACAAGCAAUGAGGCACGAGUACGAGGUUCUUUGGUUUCCCAUCGUGGAUCCAAUAUCGUCGUCUCAGGGGCAGUUGCAGGACAGCGUGUUCUACGACCUUCGAAACAACCACAUGCCUUGGUACUCAGUCGACCACCACUCACUGGUGGAGCCGGUGGCCAUCAGGUACAUCCGGGAUGUCUGGAAGUUCGUCCACACCCCGAUGCUGGUGGUCCUCGACCCCCAAGGAAAACCAUCGAAUUUGGACGCCUUACCCAUGAUGUGGAUCUGGGGGAGCACAGCCUUCCCCUUCACCAAGGCUAGAGAGUCUGCCCUCUGGUCGGAGAGCACCUGGAACAUCGACCUGCUGGCCGACGCCAUUGAUCCACGCAUUCCUGAUUGGAUCAGGGAGCAGAAGGUGAUCUGCCUGUACGGAGGGGAGGACAUCGAUUGGAUCCGCAAGUUCACUCUGACAGCCCGGUCGGUGGCGAGGGACCUGAAGGUGGACAUGGAGAUGCUGUACGUCGGGAAGCGGAACCCGCGGGACAAAGUGCGGCGGUGCCACGAGAUCAUCGACAGGGAGAAGCUGAGCCACGUGUUCUCGGUGGCGGACUACUACGACUACGUGUGGUACUUCUGGGUGAGGCUGUGGAGCAUGUGGAACUCCAAGAGGCACAUCGGGAUGACGGUGGACAGCGACAGGAUAAUGCAGGAGAUCAUGGAUGUCCUGACCUUCGACAGCAGCGACCAGGGCUGGGCGGUGUUCAGCAGGGGCAACUACGAGAUCACCAAGGGGAACGGGGAGAAGCUGCUGCCGGUGCUGGACAAUUACCAGGACUGGGCUUACCAGGUCGACCAUCCCGACAAGUUUGUGACGGUGUUGGAUGAGCAGCUGCGGGGGCUCCACCCCGAGCAUCACUGCAACCGCCUCAUUCUGCCUGGGCACGCCGGCUACAUCCCCGAGAGGGUCGUCUGCUCCGAGUGCGGGAAGACCAUGGACAAGUAUGUUAUGUACCGCUGCUGCACCGACUGAUCCCUUCUUGCACCUCUAACUUCAAGAUUCCUAUAUAUAUAUAUAUAUAUAGUCUGCAGCAUAUAUAUAUACAUGGGAGAGUAUACAUAUUUAUAUAUAUAUGAGAUGAAAUAAAUCUAUCAUAUAUAUCUAUAUCUAUAUAUUUUAAUUUCUGUAUGUCAUGUUGUUUUCCUUCCGUUCGGCUUCCAGCCAGCCGCUUGGAUUUCUGCAUGUGAUUUGUUGUAAUAAUGCCAUGUUUGCUAAUGUUAUUGCUGUCCAUCAAUAAAUUAAUUAAAGGUUGCCUGCUUUA